Prunus dulcis (almond) is the source of this 628-nucleotide messenger RNA. Its product is annotated as non-specific lipid-transfer protein 4.1. The record is from RefSeq and is a predicted model, not a curated record. Gene Ontology annotation, molecular function: fatty acid binding. The transcript is spliced from 2 exons. Lineage: Eukaryota; Viridiplantae; Streptophyta; Magnoliopsida; Rosales; Rosaceae. Gene Ontology annotation, biological process: systemic acquired resistance. The coding region runs from base 68 to 418 and encodes 116 amino acids.
GUACAAGUCAUAAGAACCAAAGCGCCUAAGUCUAGCAAUUAAUACAUUACAUAAGAGGUUGAACAAGAUGAAAGGCUGCCUUGUUUGUGUGUUUGUGUUUCUGGUAGCUUCAAGAGCAUUUUUUGAGGAAGUUGGUGCAGCUGGGGAAUGUGGAAAGACCCCAAUUAGGUCAGCAGCAACUAGCUUGAGCCCGUGCUUGAGCUCAGCUAGAAAUGUGAGGGCCAAGGUUCCUCCAACUUGUUGCACCAAAGUUGGGGCCUUGAUAAGUACUGCCCCAAAAUGCCUGUGUGCUGUUUUGUUGUCCCCUUUGGCAAAGCAGGCUGGUAUCAAUCCCGCCAUUGCUAUCACUAUUCCAAAGAGAUGCAAAAUCAGGAACCGACGUGCUGGAAAGAAGUGCGGAAGAUAUGUUGUCCCAUAAGCCAUUGGCUGGCCGAAUACAUAAAAGGGGGACCAGCAAAUCCAAUGUCAAAUGAGAUUAGUGUGUUAAGUUAAAAUAAACAUGUACCCUACCAAGGGUCAUUUGCUGAGAUAUCGUUGACUCUUUCAGGCACUACUAAUACUAUUUUAUGUCAUAUUCUUGUCCUAAUUACGCUUAUUUAAUGGAUUAUGGUCCUUGUCUUGUCCUUAA